CUACACGUGGUUUGCAUGGUUUUUUUGUGCACUAUAUGUGCAGUGUUGUCACGAUUUGUUGGAGGUUAUAAAUUAGCCGGAGGUCAGAGACAUCAUCGUCUACACGAGAAAAAUACUAAAAAUAUUGCUCACAAAAUGCACAACGACGAUGAACAAGAGAACGUGAGGCGGGUGCUCGCUCAAUUCAAAUCUGACACCGGGGAGGUGUUGCCUGGUGGCUUGCUAGACUUGCCGAUUGAUAUUACAGUUGACAAGCUACAGCAGAUCGUGAAUGCACUGCUGCAACAAGUCGAGGAUCCCGUGCCGUUUGCUUUUUAUGUCGAUGACGCACAGAUUCAGGAUUCGUUGCAAGAGAAACUCAAGGACGUCAACACCAGCGAAGAUACCGUGGAAAUCGUUUAUCAGCCGCAGGCUGUCUUCCAAGUGAGAGCUGUCACUAGGUGCACUGGCACGCUCGAAGGGCACAAGGAAGCCGUCGUGUCGGUGGGAUUUUCGCCCAACGGUCAAACACUGGCCAGCGGUUCAGGUGACACGACUGUGAGAUUGUGGGAUGUGUUCACGCAGACUCCAAAGUACACGUGCGAAGGACACAAGCAUUGGGUACUGUGCGUGUCCUGGUCGCCCUGUGGUACAAAAGUAGCGUCAGCCUGCAAAAAUGGAAGGAUCAUACUCUGGGAUCAGGACACAGGCAAGCAGCUCGGCAAGGACAUGGUUGGGCACAAGAUGUGGAUCACAUCCUUGUCUUGGGAACCUUAUCAUCGCAAUCCAGAGUGCAGAAAGCUUGCCAGUGCUUCUAAGGACAAUGACAUUAGGAUAUGGGACACCAAGCUAGGCAGGACACUGUUGGUUCUAUCGGGACACACGAAAAGCGUCACGUGCAUCAAGUGGGGUGGCAAAGGUUUGAUUUAUUCAGCUUCACAGGACAGGACGAUCAAAGUAUGGAGAGCUGAAGAUGGAGUUCUUUGCAGAACACUCGAAGGCCAUGCACAUUGGGUUAAUACCUUGGCUUUGAAUGUCGAUUACGUUCUCAGAGUUGGUCCUUUCUGUAUAAUAAAAUCCAAGGUGAAAGAGGAACUCAGUCCUCAAGAAUAUGCUCUGAAAGAGUAUGAAUCGGUGGGAGAAGAAAAGCUUGUGUCUGGUUCAGAUGACUUUACCUUGUUCUUGUGGAAACCCGAAAAAGAAAAAAAACCACUUGCUAGGAUGACGGGCCAUCAGCAGCUCAUCAAUGAUGUUAAAUUUUCUCCCAAUGGAAGGAUAAUAGCAUCUGCGUCCUUUGACAAAUCUAUAAAACUCUGGGAUUCCAGCAGUGGUAAAUUUAUUUCGUCCCUCAGAGGUCACGUGCAAGCUGUUUAUUCGAUAGCCUGGAGUGCAGACUCCAGACUUUUAGUGAGUGGCAGUGCCGAUUCCACUGUCAAAGUUUGGAGCAUGAAAACAAAAGAACUGAACCAAGACUUACCAGGACAUGGAGAUGAAGUUUAUGCCGUUGAUUGGGCACCUGAUGGAAUCAGAGUGGCAUCUGGAGGAAAAGACAAAAUUUUAAGGCUCUGGCAAAAUUGAGUAUGCAGUUUUUUUUAUAAGUUUUAUACAUUGUUUUAUUCAUUAUUUUUCAGUUUUAUCCA
Molecule: messenger RNA, 1619 nt
Organism: Copidosoma floridanum
Lineage: Eukaryota; Metazoa; Arthropoda; Insecta; Hymenoptera; Encyrtidae
Gene: Nle
Product: notchless protein homolog 1
Biological process (GO): Notch signaling pathway; ribosomal large subunit assembly
Cellular component (GO): nucleolus
Molecular function (GO): protein binding
Source: RefSeq, a predicted model, not a curated record